Molecule: messenger RNA, 594 nt
Organism: Penicillium pulvis
Lineage: Eukaryota; Fungi; Ascomycota; Eurotiomycetes; Eurotiales; Aspergillaceae
Exons: 2
Coding region: 1-594 (197 amino acids)
Source: RefSeq, a predicted model, not a curated record
AUGCCCGUAUUCGUGUCCUGGUAUCAUCCGACAGGUUUCUGGCGAAACGGUCUAGAUGAGAGCAACGGCGAUUUUGGCAUGAAUGACCGAGCCAUUUUCAUUUUUCAUCUUAUAUUGUUGUUCCUCGCUUUGGCAUCCACUUUUUCCCAAAUUCUCGAUGCAGGAAUGUCCGACUCACUCACCGCAGUCAACAUUGCUCAUCUGUUAUUCACUCUUUGUCUCAUUUUGGUGCCCGAUGCGCUUCCCGAUUUCUGGAUAUUCAUGUACUGCGUGAGUCCCGUAACGUAUCUCAUGGGCGGGAUGGUGAAAGCGGGAGUAGCGAACGCUCGAAUCAACUGUGCCCCGAUUGAUCUGUUGAAUAUCCCUUUGCCCUCAGCCAAUGGCUCCGCAUCUUCUUGUGUCAAUUACCUAGCCGAUUAUAUUCGCACAGCGGGCGGUCGGGUUCUGAUUUCUAACACCAGUAUAGCAAGUGAGGACUGCGUGUUCUGCGCGGUGACAGACGCCAACAUCACGCUACCGGCCCUAGGGAUGGAUGUUGCGACACGGUGGCGAGGCUUGGGGAUAUUCGCGUGUUUGAUUGUGCGCCAUCAAUAG